AGCGGCUGUAUCCCUAUCCCUAACUCCUAGUAAGUCCUAAGCACGAUCGCUGCUGCAGUGGUCAGUUCCCACAUUCCACAGAACCACAGCGAAUGAUUCCCACCAUCACGCCACGAUCAACCAACUGGCCUCGCAUGCCCGCAUCGCAGCAUCUCAGUGCCUUACCGGAGAUGGUAGCCUACAACUGUCUCGUCAAUUUCCUGAUCGCCUUCGUGCUGCUCCUCGUCCAUGGCUCCGGUGGUCGGUCCCUGAACCAGACUUGCGACCACGCCGACCUGGAGGCGCUUCUGGCCUUCUCCAGCGGCUUGGAUGGAGCCGGGGCUCUCGGAUGGGAUCCUAACGACACCUCAUGCUGCUCCUGGACCGGCGUCUCCUGCGACCAUGGGAGGGUGGUCGGGUUGGAUCUCUCCAACAGGAGCCUAAAUCUAAAUGGCGGUAUACUGUCCUCGAUUGCCUCCCUCGAUAGCCUCGUGGCUCUGAACCUCUCCCGGAACUUGCUCCGCGGCCGGGCGCCGGCAGAGCUGGGUCAGCUGGUGAGGCUGCGUGUGCUCGACCUCAGCAUCAACUUGCUCUCCGGCUGGUUUCCUGCGAGCGAUGAUGGUUUCCCGGCUAUCGAGGUGGUGAACGUUUCCUUCAACAAAUUCACUGGCCCGCACCCUGUGUUCCGCGGCGCUGCCAAUCUGACGGUUCUGGAUAUCUCUGACAACGCCUUCUCCGGCGGCAUCAACGCCAGCGCGCUCUGCUUUGCGCCGGUCAAGGUCCUGCGGUUUUCGGGUAAUGAGCUCACCGGCGAGCUCUCGCCAGACUUAAGCCGGUGCAGGACACUCGCGGAGCUCUCUCUAGAUGGCAAUGGCCUCGCUGGUAGCCUCCCCAGCGAACUGUACACGAUGUCGGAGCUGAGGAGGCUGAGUUUACGGGGGAAUCAUCUCUCCGGCACCCUCUGCCAUGAGCUCGGUAACCUCUCCCAGCUUGUGCAGAUUGACUUGUCAUAUAACAUGCUUACAGGUCCCAUCCCUGAUGUGUUUGGGGGUCUGAGAAGGCUGGAGUCCUUGAACUUGGCCUCCAACGGCUUCAAUGGCACAUUGCCUACUUCCCUAUCGAGAUGCUCGAUGCUGAGGGUGGUUAGCCUAAGAAACAACUCGUUGUCCGGUGAGAUUGCUGUUGACUUUAGCUUGCUGCCAAGGCUGAACACAUUGGAUGUUGGAGUUAACAAGCUGAGUGGUUCUGUACCGCCCAGUCUCGCGCAGUGCACCAAGUUGAGCACACUGAGCCUCUCUCAGAACAAAUUUGUCGGGGAGAUACCAGAAAGCUUUAAGAAUUUGAGAUCCCUGUCGCACCUCUUGCUGUCAGGGAAUGGAUUCACUAAUUUGUUGUUGACAUUGCAAAUCUCGCAGCACCUGCCUAACCUGACGAGCUUGGUGCUGACCAGGAACUUCCGUGGUGGUGAGAAAAUGCCAGUGUAUGGCAUCAGCGGGUUCAAGGGCGUGCAGGUGCUCGUCCUGGCAAAUUGUUUACUCUCGGGCAUAAUCCCGCCUUGGCUGCAGAGCUUGGAGAGCCUCAACCUGCUGGACAUUUCGUGGAACAAGUUAAAUGGUAACAUCCCACCAUGGGUAGGCAAUCUGAACAAGCUCUUCUACAUCGACCUAUCGAAUAAUUCAUUCAGUGGGGAGAUUCCCGAGAGCCUUACACAUAUGAGGAGUUUAAUUUCAGGUGAUAUCUCAAGUGAGCAGACACCAACGGAGGACCAUCCAUUAGUCAUCAUGAGGAAUUCAAGUAGCAGCAGGUUGCAGUAUAAUAGAAUCAGCAGCUUCCCACCGUCACUGAUCCUCUCUAACAACUUGCUGGUUGGUGCAGUAUUACCAGGUUUUGGUCAUCUUUUGGAACUUCAUGUGCUGGACUUAAGCUGUAACAACUUCUCUGGGCCAAUUCCUCAUGAGUUGUCAGGCAUGUCUAGUUUGGAAGUGCUGAAUUUAGCCCACAAUGAUCUCAGUGGGAGCAUACCGUCAUCACUAACAAAGCUGAAUUUUCUCUCCAAGUUUGACGUGUCAUACAACAAUUUGUCUGGAGACAUCCCAACUGGGGGUCAAUUCUCCACAUUUUCAAAUGCGGAUUUUGCUGGUAAUGCUGCGCUCUCCCCUCUUUGGAAUGCCUCCUCCUUCCAUCAGACAUCGGAAUCAGAAAAUAAACAACAUAAUGACACAGAUACUGCAAUGCCGAUCACUUACAUCAUGGUGGAAAUGGGAUUCGCUUUUGGGCUUCUGCUUGUCUGGAGUGCACUGUAUUUUGUGAGGCCUUGGAGGGCUGCAUAAUUUUGGCUGGUUGGUACUUAGUAGGUUCUUUGCAGCGCCAUAUAUGUGGACAGUGGCGAAAGUGACCAGCCUCAGAAUAAAAAGAAGGAACUAAGUUCAGCCUUGAAGAAUAUUCUGGUCUGCUACCCUCAGGCUUAACCUGGCACUUGUAUACAUAUUUUUUUUUUGUAUGCAGAACUUUAUUUCAUCAAGUAGAUGUUGUUCAGUUACCCUCAGGCUUAUCAUGACUCAUGCAGGCUAGCUAGUUAGCUGAAAAGAUCAAGUAGAUGUUGUUCAGUGGAUCAGUGGCUUAUUAGAAAUACUCUUCAUCAGUCAUGAUGUCAAAUAUAGCCUAUGAGUUUUCGACGCCACGGUCUCUGAAGACAAACGUCGCGUCUCCAGUGCCACCGUUUUUCCGAUGCCUCCAUUAGCUCCAAAGUAAAAGAUGCGAUGAUUGGAGUUCUGGAAGGCAUCCUGGGCUUUUGGGCCCCCUUGGUCCUUGGGCCCCCCGGUGGUCGCCUCUGCUGCAUGGCCCCUGAGCCGGCCCUGAAUUUUUCACGGCAAACGAGAUUAGGUACUGUAUUAAAUUUUCUCCAGAAAUUGUAGACUUAGGUGUAAAUAUGUAACUUAUGUCAAGAUUAUAGAGAGGCAGCUAAAGUCCAAAUGCCUCAUACCUCGUGGAUGAUAUGUCUCCCUAGCUCAGUUCUUUAACACAAUCCUACAAAUAAGAGUUUAAAUUGACUACAUAGAAAUGGCAUCUACAGGUUGGUCCAGAUCUCAAUAUUGUAGUUUUAUUGGAGUAUUUAAACAUGUAUUUACAAUAAGAAACGGGUGUUAAACUACAACUGUGCCGCAAUUAUUUUCUGAUUAGUUUUCCUUUUCAAAGUUACGUUGCUGUCAAGAAUGCAUGUUGUCCUGUACGAACAACAGACUUAAGUGAAUAAUAUGAAAAGAUCAGGUAUAUUUUUUUCA
Molecule: messenger RNA, 3260 nt
Organism: Panicum virgatum (switchgrass)
Lineage: Eukaryota; Viridiplantae; Streptophyta; Magnoliopsida; Poales; Poaceae
Product: phytosulfokine receptor 2-like
Exons: 1
Coding region: 93-2309 (738 amino acids)
Molecular function (GO): protein binding
Source: RefSeq, a predicted model, not a curated record